AUGUAAAGCUGAGGACGUUACUCCGCAAACCACACUGGGCCCCAAUGGAGUCGGUGCAAUCAGCUGUGCAUCAUAUAUUGUUAUGAUAAACAAGUAAUGAACGGCGAAAAUACACAAUUAAACAAUGGAAGGAAUGCUGUAUAAGUGGACCAAUUACAUAAGUGGUUGGCAGCCUCGUUGGUUUGUGCUUGAUGGAGGAACUUUGUCUUACUAUGACUCUCAAGAGGAUGCCUGGAAAGGUUGCAAGGGCAGCAUUAAAAUUUCAGUUUGUGAAAUACAAGUUCAUUCCUCCGACUCUACACGAGUUGACCUGACCAUACCAGGAGAGCAGUACUUUUACCUCAAAGCCAUCAAUGCAGCAGAAAGGCAGAAAUGGCUGGUGGCAUUGGGAACAGCCAAAGCUUGCCUCACAGACAACCGAACGAAGAGAGAAAAAGAGCUCCAGGAGAACACAGAGGCACUGAAAACUAAGAUGUCAGAACUCAGAUUGUACUGUGACCUUCUUCUCCAACAAGUAAACAAGAUCAAGGAGAAUGAUGAGCUGGGAGACUCAGCGGAGACAGGUAUAGACACUGGAAACAUGGUGAAGUCGACAUGCACCACGUUCCUUAAGACCCUAGAGGAAUGCAUGCAGAUAGCAAAUCGUACCUUUAGUUCGGAUAUGGCAACACAGAGUCCACCAGGAUCUCCUCCAGUAGCAGCCAUCAAACCCCAGAAGCAGGUUAAACCAGUCAAUCAUUUAAAUCAGAACCUUGGAGAAAAAUGGAGAGAUUUGGCUGAAACCACAGGAGAAAUUGCACAUGACAACCAGAGCCUUGACUCUGGAGCAGAGGGACCAGAAGAAUCAGAUAGACCAGAGCAUCAUCCUUCCCCAUCAGACAUUGAAGCAAGCGAUGGUAACGGCUCAGUCCACGAGGAGCAAGUUGAUCCUACUCCACACACUACCCAGAAUUCCUCUGACACUGAACACUACGACCAACCACCAGAAGGGGCUGAGGAAAAUGAAGAUGAUGAAAAGGAGACAAAACAAGAGCAGGAGCACAAAGUGGACCAAAGUCAAGAGCACGACAACAACAACAAGGAAGUGAACGCUGUCCAGCCGCAGCACCAACAGGAGACUGUCACAGACCAAGACGAGGGUCAACAUGAAGGCGAGACGUCCAGAGAUUCAACAGAGACCGAAGAUACAGAGCAGGUGGAAACUUUCUUCAGCACAAUGAGUCACAGAUUUAGUGAUAUAAGACUGGACGACGACAAUGGUAUCCCUACACAAGAGUUUUUGGACUCAUGCUAUGCAAUAGUGCCUGUAUUAGACAAACUGGGGUCCACAGUCUUUGCACCAGUUAAAAUGGAUUUUGUUGGAAAUAUCAAGAAAAUUCACCAGAAGUUGAUGUCAGACCCCGACAGCUUCCCCACACUACAGUCCAUCGUGCUGCAUGAAAUCCACACAGAUGUUGCCCAGGUGCGCAACUCAGCCACCGAGGCUCUGCUAUGGCUCAGACGAGGCCUGAAGUUCCUCAAAGAGUUUCUGUCAGAGGUCAACGCAGGACAACAAGACAUCCACGGAGCACUAAAUAAUGCCUAUGGAAAGACCCUUCGACAGUACCAUGGAUGGGUUGUGCGAGGAGUGUUCGCUUUGGCCCUGAGAGCUGCCCCAUCUUAUCAAAGUUUCACCGCUGCCUUAGUGUCAAGAGAGGGCGACGAGCUGAAGAGCGGCUUCAGCAGCGGCAUGCACAGGGAUCUGGGCAUGUACCUGCCUGCCAUGGAGAAACAGCUGGCCAUCCUUGAUGCUCUGUAUGAAGAAUACAACCUGGAGUCUGAUGAGGUGGUGUGAAACAUGGAACAAAGAAAGGAUUAGAGUAUAAGGAAGGACAGAACCUGACAUGCAGGGGCAGAGUAGUGUCUAACUGCUGAAGGAAGGUGCCAGAUGCCAAGUUUAUCUUGUGUACAAAAUAAUGUGGGCAUGUCCCGUGCCAGUGUGAGGUGUUUCCAGUGGUUCUUAAACUCUUCGACCGUUAGAUGGUCCAGGUUUGAAGAAGGUGUUACUGUCUGUAGGAGCCCAGAAGGAGCAAAGGACGCAUUAACAAUGAAGACAUUAUGGUGUGAUGAAAUGUAGAUUCCAGGUCUUGUUCGAAAGGCCAUUGACAGUGUAGGGGUAUUAAGCCCUGUAUGCAGAAUACAAACCAUAAUUAUUCAUGGUGACAUUUGUUUCUGAUGCACCUUGUGUCGCUGUAUUGUGGCUUUUUAUGUACUGUACGUGUUUGAAGGUACAUAACCACAAGGUAUUUGGCUCUACUUCCCUGGAUGAUCAUUUGUGAUUCUCCUUAAACUGAUCAGAAUGCAAAGAAAUCUUUAAUCAAGAUUGCCAUUUCCUCAGAGUCACGAAACAAGGUGAUUCUUGCAACCAACACAAAGCACUACUUUGACAAGGGCAGUGUUAGAUUGUCACAAUGCUCAUUAUAUGCCUUAAGUAUGUGUUGGAAAAACAUACUGGGCUAACUCUUAGUGUAUUAGGCAAGCUGUUUUUUUUUGCACUGACUGUUGAUGCUUAGUAGAAAUUAUGAUCAAUAUUGAUUUUGUUUCUUUUCCCGAAAUUUUAGUCCAAAUCCUGUAGUUUAACAGUGUAUGAAUUUGUUUUACAUCGCUGACACGUUAGAGACUUUCCAUGGGACCAAAAAGGAAGUGUCAUGUGAAUGGCUUUAGCCUCCGCUGCCUACAGUACCACAACACACAAGAAUGAAAUAAUACAGUGUAUCUGUUAAAGUACUCAAAACUGCUGAAUAUUUAUGUGGACAACCUCUGCACAAACCUAUGCAUUUUCACAAUGACUAUUUAUUAUGUCUUAAAUUAUAAAGUUCACAUUAAUGUCAUGGGGAUCAUUUUCAGUCUGGCUUUUGUAUGAAUGUAUGGACAUUUCUAUCCAUAGAGCAUGUUUAUUGAUUGCAUGGUUUUAUGUAUUAAGUAACAUAGGUGCCAAUGGAAACUGAAUCUAGGCCAAGGCCUUGAAUUAGAUUAAUAAUUGUAAAGGGAAUAGAUUGUGAAGACAUCGCUUCUCCUUAAUCUGUGUACUGAUAAUGUAACAGUAACCUUCAGCAAGUCUGCUCUACAGAUUUCAGCUUUUUUUUUUAACCAUCUCGUCCAUGCACUGUUCUAUAUGUACUUGAGUGUUGUUACCAGCUGUACUUUAAUACUACAUGAUGUCAAUUCAACAAUAAAAAAAAAAAAUCCGUGGUAAGACACCACCUGGCCAGGUUAAAGUGUGGCCGUAGAUUCACUGAGCCAUUCGAACAAAGCAGGAACAUUCUCAUAGGGCUUUUUUACUGAGACAUGCCGCAUAGUAUUUUUAACUUUAUUCAAAAAAUUCUUUUGAGUUUUCAGAAAUGCAUACAGUAAAAACUGCACAGAUGCACGGAAGUGCAAUAGGCCAAUUUCCUGUUCCAAUGUUAAUCCUGAAAAUAUGCUAUUGUAAUAUGAUAAACAUUUGUUUCUUUUUCUAUGACUGUAUAUAAGAUGCUAUUUGAUUUUUACUUAAUAAACAAUUGAGAUGU
Seriola aureovittata is the source of this 3548-nucleotide messenger RNA. RefSeq names its product pleckstrin homology domain containing, family A (phosphoinositide binding specific) member 8 (gene plekha8). Gene Ontology annotation, biological process: intermembrane lipid transfer; ceramide transport. NCBI's taxonomy places the organism in Eukaryota, Metazoa, Chordata, Actinopteri, Carangiformes, Carangidae. The transcript has 13 exons. Gene Ontology annotation, molecular function: ceramide 1-phosphate transfer activity; ceramide 1-phosphate binding. The record is from RefSeq and is a predicted model, not a curated record. Gene Ontology annotation, cellular component: cytoplasm; cytosol; membrane. Bases 125 to 1834 code for a protein of 569 amino acids.